GUGAGAUCUUCCUCUUCUGUAUAUAAUAGCUAGCGACGAUAAUAUUAUCCAGAGUCACCAAGAUUAGAUCGCAUAACAACCAAUCCGUUCACUAGACACUAAAAAAGGCUCAGGCUCAGCCUUAGCCAAUGGAUUCAAGGUCCAACCACCAUGAUGGGCUGACCCAACCCAUUCUCUCCGAUCACCGGAACUCACAGGUGGCUUCGGAGCCGAAAGGGGAAGUGGUGAGCUCGGAGCUGGAGCAGAUACUAUCGGACACCAGUUUAACCUCUUUCCAGCGAUACAAAAAGGCGUUGUCUCUUGAACUUGUUAGCUUAUUCUGGCUAGCAGCUCCAACUAUCGUUGUGUACUUGCUGAACAACUUGACGUCGAUCUCCACCCAAAUCUUCAGCGGCCACCUUGGUAACCUUCAGCUCGCAGCCGCCACUCUUGGCAACAAUGGUGUUCAAAUCUUCGCCUUUGGUCUUCUGCUUGGAAUGGGGAGCGCAGUGGAGACUCUAUGUGGUCAAGCAUAUGGAGCUAAGCAUUACGGAAUGCUCGGUGUUUACCUUCAAAGAUCCACCAUUCUUCUAAUGCUGACAGCGAUACCUCUUAUGUUUAUCUACAUUUUCUCCAAACCCAUUCUCCUCUUACUCGGCCAAUCAAAAGAAAUCGCCUCCGCAGCUUCCCUAUUCAUCUUCGGACUCAUCCCGCAGAUCUUCGCCUACGCAGCCAACUUCCCAAUCCAAAAAUUCCUUCAAUCCCAAAGCAUCGUCUUCCCCAGCGCCUACAUCGCCGCCGGGAUCUUCGUCGUUCACCUUCCAUUGUCCUAUCUUGUGAUGUACGUCUUGGAUUGGGGGCUACUGGGUGGCGCGUUGGUUUUGAGUUUUUCAUGGUGGGUGAUUGUAUUGGCGCAGUUUGUGUAUAUCCUCAAGAGUGAUCGAACUAAGGAGACGUGGACUGGGUUUAGCGCGGAGGCGUUUUCUGGGCUUUGGUCGUUCUUUAAGCUAUCGGCAGCCUCCGCAGUGAUGUUGUGUCUGGAGACAUGGUAUUUUCAGAUUCUUAUUUUGGUCGCUGGUUUGCUUCCGAAUCCGGAGAUAGCAUUAGAUGCGUUGGCUGUUUGUUCAACGAUUCUUGGAUGGGUUUUCAUGAUUUCAGUUGGGUUCAAUGCCGCUGCAAGUGUGAGAGUUAGCAACGAGCUAGGAGCAGGACAUGCGAAAUCGACAUCAUUUGCAGUUAUAGUUGUGACAUCGAUGUCGUUCAUUGUGGCUUGCAUAUGUGAAGCUGUUUCGGAGCUUACUCCUCUACUUGUAUUUUCAAUCCUCCUGAAUGGCAUUCAGCCUGUUCUUUCAGGGGUCGCGGUUGGAUGUGGAUGGCAAUCGUUUGUUGCAUAUGUGAACAUUGGAUGCUAUUAUAUGGUUGGAGUUCCCCUUGGUGUUUUGUUGGCCUUCUACUUUGACUUUGGUGCUAAGGGAAUAUGGUCGGGGCUAGUAGGGGGUAUGUUGAUGCAGACGAUGAUUUUGUGUUGGGUUACUUUCCGAGCAGAUUGGAACAAAGAGGUAAAAAUAGCAAAUAUGAGGGUAACGCAAUGGAAACAACAGAAAGAAGACCUUUUGCUAAACAAUUAAGAACUUUUUGUUUUUUCGUUUUAUUGUUUUUUAUUUAGAUUUUAAUUUCUUUAGAGCAACACAAGGUUUUACACUUGUUUGCGACUUAUUUGAAGUUGAUUGUAAUGAAUAACUAUUAUUAGCCUUUGAUCAUUAUAUUAAUUAAUUAGAAAGUUUUGCCUUUAUGAACAAUAUAUUUUUCCAUUUAAGGAGUUUUAUCACAAAAGUUUUUA
Messenger RNA from Lactuca virosa, 1819 nucleotides. The record is from the annotation of a GenBank genome assembly. NCBI's taxonomy places the organism in Eukaryota, Viridiplantae, Streptophyta, Magnoliopsida, Asterales, Asteraceae.